AUGUCUGCCUCCGGGGAUCCAGGCCAGGCCCCAGGUGGCCAGGAGAGCCCCGUGAGCGCGGCGGGGGCGUGGGCCCCAGAGGCCGGAGAUGGCCACGGGGUGGCCCUCGAGUCCAGGCUCCCCCGGAUUGAGGUGGUCGGAGUGGUGGAGCCCGUGGGAGGCCUCUGGGAAGGGUUGGUCGAGUCCGGGCCCCCCGGAAUGGAUGUGGACCUCGAGUCCGAGCCCCCCCAGAUGGAGAUGGCCCUCGAGUCCGGGCCCCCCCUGAUGGAGGUGGCCUUCGAGUCCGGGAUCCCCCGCAUUGAGGUGGCCGAAGUGGCGGGGCCCGUGGGAGCCCUUGGGGAGGCCGCGGUGGGUCUGGGUUUGGCCCGCGGCCCCGAGGGCUGGAGCGCCGAGGCCGAGGCGGAGGACGACGACUCGGAGUUCUGGCCGGCGGAGGAGGGCGGCGAGGAGCAGCUGGAGGAGGGCCCGGACAUCAUAGUGGACGCCCACCAGUUCCCCAUGGUGGGCUUCCUCUUCAUGUUCCUGGAGUUGGUACGCUCGCUGCUACACCGCCUCCGCUGCAACGACCACGUCCUUGUGGGGCCCGGCCGCGGCGGCGGUCGCGCCCGCGUGAUGGUCCGGCCCGGGGUCCCACCGCCUGACGCCCCUGGCUGGCACCCUGCGCCCCCCGCAGCCCCGCCGGCGCGGGGAGCACCUGCCGCGGCCCCCGAGUCUGAGGGCUCAUCGGACGAGGAGGCCGCCUGGGAGACCGCAGAGGAGCCGGACGAGGAGCCUGAGGACGGGCCGGUGACGCCCAAAGGAAAAACUAAAUAUCAGUGUGAGAAGUCUGACAAAGAGGCAGAAAAGGAGGAAGAAAAAAAUAAGUUCAACAAAGAGCAAGAAGGACCCAACUAAAAGGGGUCUGCGCCAACAGAGAAGAGGCCCGGAAAAUCCAGUUGGCACAAAAGAAAGAAGAUGAAGAAAGAAGAGAGAAUCUGUUGUUCAUAGUUUUUAGGUUUUUCAGUUUUUAGAAGCCCACGGGAAUUUCAAUAACACUGAUGUCAUUCCAAACUGCAUCACCCAAAAAGUGAUAUCCAAUGAAAUAUGACUCCUCUCUUACAUUUGAUAGAUAUAUUUGACAGAUAUUUGUUCUAGUUAAAAAUAAGUUUGUUUUAAAUUAAUACACUGGGAUGUAGGCAGAUUUUACUUAAAGUAUCUUGACUCAAAUCCUUUUCCUCUUUGUUUUGGCCCACUGUACCUUCAUUGAAAGGUAUCACUUUCCGUCAUUUGGUGAGCCUGUUUCAAAUUUUUCUAUUACA
This is a messenger RNA of Ailuropoda melanoleuca (giant panda), 1298 nucleotides long. Its product is annotated as cancer/testis antigen 47A-like. Lineage: Eukaryota; Metazoa; Chordata; Mammalia; Carnivora; Ursidae. The record is from RefSeq and is a predicted model, not a curated record. Bases 1 to 894 code for a protein of 297 amino acids. The transcript is spliced from 3 exons.